Molecule: messenger RNA, 663 nt
Organism: Fusarium graminearum PH-1
Lineage: Eukaryota; Fungi; Ascomycota; Sordariomycetes; Hypocreales; Nectriaceae
Exons: 2
Coding region: 1-663 (220 amino acids)
Source: RefSeq, a predicted model, not a curated record
AUGAUUGGUCUAUACUUUGAAGAUGUUAAGUACGGAUUCUACCGGUGCGGCGGAUGGCUUGCGAAGCACCUCAACUGCAACAAGACGCAGCUGGGACGUGUUUACGAUCUUGGACGCAAUGCCCUGGCUCUCUACUGGGGAGCUCAAUACCCUCUUGGCGAAUUCAUGAUUGAUCUGAACAACUACACGAACCUGAAGUUCAAUAGUGAACUACAUAUCAUUCUCCAAGAUAUCAAUAGCACCUUCUCUUGCACCAAACCCGCCUCUGUCGAGGUCGUCUGCACAGGCGUGGGUGCUGCCUAUUUCCACGCCAUCAGGAUCUACAUCUUUCGCUGCGCCGUAGAACCUCAGGGCGGUGAGACGCCGCCUCAGAUCCUCAGAUCGCUGAAAGCCGUUCUCCAAAUCGCUCGGUCUGUUUUGAAGUCUGAAUGUCGCGACUUGGAAGCUGCGGGUGGCACCCGAGAGAACGAGGAGAUCUUUCACAGAUUAGAGUGGCCGCUGUUCAUUGCUGGCGUGGAGACUCAGGAUGUCUUUUAUCAAGAUUGGAUCGUGCGUAGGAUGUACAAGACCAGAAUUAAGAAGGCACUGGAGUCUGUCCUUGAAGAGCAGGCGAGAGCUGGAAAGAGGGUUGGCGUAGAAUUCAUGCGGCAAGCGCUUUUGUAA